This is a messenger RNA of Strongyloides ratti, 1302 nucleotides long. Its product is annotated as Ornithine aminotransferase, mitochondrial. The record is from RefSeq and is a predicted model, not a curated record. Bases 1 to 1302 code for a protein of 433 amino acids. NCBI's taxonomy places the organism in Eukaryota, Metazoa, Nematoda, Chromadorea, Rhabditida, Strongyloididae. The transcript has 2 exons. Gene Ontology annotation, molecular function: pyridoxal phosphate binding; L-ornithine transaminase activity; identical protein binding. Gene Ontology annotation, cellular component: cytoplasm.
AUGAUUAUUCCUAGAAAUAUUUCAUUGAUUAAUUUUAUUCGUACUCAAAAAAAUUUGGCUAAAGUUUUACCUUCUCUUUCUACAUCUCCUAAUAAUGAAGCUUAUUAUUUGGAAAAAGAAGCUGAAUAUAGUUGUCAUAACUAUAAAUCUCUUCCAGUUGUUAUUGCUAAAGCAAAAGGUGUAAAUUGUUGGGAUGUUAAUGGAAAGAAAUACUUUGAUUUUCUAUCUGGUUAUUCUGCUGUAAAUCAAGGACAUUGCCAUCCUAGAAUUGUAAAAGUUUUACAAGAUCAAGCAUCAGUUGUAACAUUAACAUCUAGAGCUUUUUAUAAUAAUGUUUUAUCAGAGUAUGCUGAAUUUAUUACUGGAAUUUUUAAAUAUGAUAAAGUAUUACCAAUGAAUAGUGGUGUUGAGGCAGCAGAAUCAGCUAUUAAAUUAGCUAGAAGAUGGGCAUAUGAAGUUAAAGGUGUACCAGAAAAUGAGGCUGAAAUUGUUUUUGUUAAAAAUAAUUUUCAUGGAAGGUCAAUUUUUGCUAUUUCAGCAUCUACUGAUCCAGAUAGUUAUGGUAAGUAUGGUCCAUUUGUUCCUGGAUUUUCUAAAAUACCAUAUGAUGAUAUUAAUGCUUUGGAAACAAAAUUAAAAUCUAAUAAAAAUAUUGCUGCAUUUAUGAUUGAACCAAUACAAGGUGAAGCUGGUGUUGUUAUUCCUCAAUCACCUGAUUAUUUAAAAAAAGUACGUGAAUUAUGUACUAAAUAUAAUGUUUUAUUCAUUGCUGAUGAAGUUCAAACAGGUCUUGGUAGAACAGGAAAGAUGCUUUGUGUUGAUCAUGACAAUGUUCGCCCAGAUAUUGUUGUUCUUGGGAAAGCUUUAAGUGGAGGAACUUAUCCUAUUUCAGCAGUUUUGGCAGAUAAUCCUAUAAUGCUUUGCAUAACACCAGGUACUCAUGGAAGUACAUUUGGUGGAAAUCCAUUAGCAUGUAAAAUUGCUAUUGAAUCUCUUAAAGUAAUUAUUGAAGAAAAUUUACCUGAAAAUUCAGAAAAAAUGGGAAAAAUUUUAUUAGAAAGAUUACAAAAACUUCCUAAAAAUUUAGUAAAAACAGUUCGAGGUAGAGGAUUAUUACAAGCUAUUGUAAUUGAUAACAAAAUUAAGGCAUGGGAUGUUUGUUUACGUCUUUGUGAUAAUGGAAUAUUAGCCAAAGAUACACAUGGAGAUACAAUUCGAUUUGCUCCACCUUUAGUUAUAAAUGAAAAAGAAAUCAAUGAAGCUGCAGAUAUAAUUGAGAAAACAAUUUGUAGUUUUGCUUAA